Molecule: messenger RNA, 480 nt
Organism: Sphaeroforma arctica JP610
Lineage: Eukaryota; Ichthyosporea; Ichthyophonida
Exons: 1
Coding region: 1-480 (159 amino acids)
Source: RefSeq, a predicted model, not a curated record
AUGUCCCCAUGGACUGACACAUCCUCUUCGGGCUUUUUGCUCAACAGCAGCCUCUUAUCCGGACGUGGUGGGCCAUUAUCAGGGCGCCCGCCUGCCUUCGGCCUAAAAGUGCAACGUCCACCACCAGCGGCCGCCUUCGUGGGUCCCUUAAUCCCGAAGCUGGUCAAUCAGGUCGCCAAGAUGGAGUUCAUGAGACGCUGCAGAGACGCCCCUGGCACCCUGGAGCAAUAUGAUUUCCGGGGGCUAGAAGCCCUCGCAGCCAGGCUCCAGAAGACCCCGGUGCAGCUCGCCGCCUUUAUGGCCAAAUACAACCGCCUUGCUUACGAUAAAAAAAAACAUAAUUUCAUCGAGAGCGUGGAAGUUGAUAUCCGCCUUAAGCCAGGAGCCACCCCCCGUCGCAUAGUUUACAAACAGCGCAACCUUAAACUAGUGGCGUGGGAGGCCGAAAUAUUUGAGCCGACUAUAAGCGAGGUCUUAUAG